AUGCUAAGACACAUCGUGAGUAGUUGUAGUAGCAGUCGGACAGAUGUCCCUCCGGAUAUGGAGUUGGUAUGUAGCAAGAGAAUAUGGGAGGGUCAACGACGAAGCCCCUGGCAUCUUGUCCGCAGAGUGCUUGCUUCGCAUUCCACCAGAUGAAGAUUCAACACAGCAGGAUUGACACGGAUUUUGGGCCGGACAUAGACAUGUUCGACGAAAGUUCGAUCCAAAGAUCUCUCCAAACAUCGUCGGUCCAGCGCAAUACAGCGCAGCGCAAGCGCUUGCUUUCAAAACUUUCCAGCUGCCGGAUCUCAAAGUCGUUCUGAACUCCGCAUCGGUUUGCCAGUGGAAGAGCGCGGCUACCGAUCUCGACGAAAGCAAUGUGAGGGAAAGAGCUGGUCGAAGUGCCAGAGGACAAAAUGCUGUUAUGUGUACAGUAAGAGGGAGGGAAGCCGAUGUUGCUUCCCGAGCGCGGAUCCUGCCCAGCGUGAGCACGCAGAUCCUUCGCGAGUGGACACAACAAGCGCAGAGAGUGCUCUUUGGCGUAGGUACUGUAUUUGAAAAAGUGUUGGACACAUCUGAUCAUCCAAAAAUGGUCGCGACGAUGAAUGUGAACAAUGUACAGACCUGAUAGGGACCCUUUGAACUUCGGACUCCGACUUUGCAGGCCAAAAGCAACGCUUCUCGACGGGACGGGUAGCGUGGUAUAUUUAG
Messenger RNA from Ceraceosorus bombacis, 708 nucleotides. The record is from the annotation of a GenBank genome assembly. Lineage: Eukaryota; Fungi; Basidiomycota; Exobasidiomycetes; Ceraceosorales; Ceraceosoraceae.